AAUAAAGUUAUUGGUCCAAAAUCAAGAUGGCGGCCUACACGACCUCACGAAAUUUGGUUAGAUUAACAACCAAAAUCUGUUCUUUACAAGCGUCACUGAGACUACACCGUACUUUCCCUAUUUUGACUACAAGCACCUCACAGCAGGCAAGAUCAUUGUGUAGAUCGAGCGAAUGGAAGAAUCCACAUAAAGACAGACAACAAGUGCAACAAACUGAGGCCAUCGACUGUGAGGAGGACCCGUACAAACUAGCAGUAGAGAAAUGCAUUUUAUGCAAAUACCAAGUUCCAAUUUCAUAUAAGAAUGUCCAGCUGCUCUCUCAGUUUGUAUCUCCCAAUACGGGACGUAUCUUUGGCCGUCACAUCACCAAGCUUUGUGAAGCCCAGCAGCGUCGCGUAACCAAGGCUGUAAAGAGGGCCAUAACGAUGGGUUUUAUGCCAAGCCAGUACAGGACAACCCAGUUCCUCAAGGACCCCAGCCUCUAUGAUGUCAGGUACACAGGGAGCAUUGCGAUCGGACAGUACUCCAAACUCCCUGACAGCAACAUCAGCGAGGAGGAGCUGUUGGAGAUGCAGCAACGUGCUGAGGAAGAAGCAAAGACAACGCAAAGUUGAUGAACGAUGCAUUCAUAUUUAAAAAGGACUAUGUGAUAUGGUGCAGUGAUAUGACAGUUGAAACAUCUGUGGACUGAGAACUCUGAAAGGGCAGUAUUUUGUCGUCAAUUGGCAACAAUGCGAUAUCAUCUGAUCUCAAGCAUCAAGAAACAUUACUGCAGCGAUGUUGAUAUGGACUUGUAGUUUUGUAUUGUGCGAUUUUCUUCAGAUUCCAUACAGAAUUAAGAAUAUUCACGAAAAAUUGUCAGUUAAGGCACUUAUUUGGAUACUACCUUAGCAAUGAUGGUUUCCCUCAUGCAGGCUUGAAUAUAAAGUUGGGAGAAACAAUUCCUUGUAAAAAUUCUCCAGAUAUGAGCCCUGGGAAUAUUUAAAGAUUUGAGAAAGGUUGAUUAUGUAUUACAUAAGAGUUGAUAUGUACUGUAAAGUUUUGGAAUUAUCAAAUGAAAACAAAUUGGAUCAGUCUUUUUGAAGAUUACAUGCAUUGAAAUGGAUAUACAUGUAUAUGGGACUACACACAAAUGUUUGACUCCUAUGUUUUAGGCUUUCAGCUAUGUAUUGUCAUAUUUCCGAUAAUUGGUCAUUUUAAAAGCAAUCCUUUCAAAGGAGACAUUUUUACUCUGAAAUUCUUCCAAACUUACAAGCAAAGAUUGAGAAAGCUCAUAAGUUAUUUGUCAUCUUUACCAGAACUCAACCUUCUCUUUAAAAAUAUUCAAAAAUCAUCCUGCCAACAAGUGACCAUCAAAGAAUCCAAGACAUAUAUCUUGUCUGCUUAUAGGAGGUCAAGGAGGACUUGAAGCUAAUUUAGAGGUGAUCUGCAGUGAAGUAACGUACCAUGUUUUAAGGCAGUUAUCAAGUUUUUAGCAUUGAUACUUUAUCCUCCUUGUUCAAAAUUUCAAAUCUUACUAAACGCUCUGUGAUUUAGAAUAUAAUCAGAAGAGUCAUGUUGAUAAAUGAUAAUAAAUACAUGCUUUAUAAAAGAAUAUAUUUGUAAAGACGAUUAUGACAUGAAAAUAAAACAAAAGGAGAUCAAAUAAGUUAUCUUCAAAUAAAGUAAAAUGCUUGAUUUCUAGGGA
Molecule: messenger RNA, 1687 nt
Organism: Strongylocentrotus purpuratus (purple sea urchin)
Lineage: Eukaryota; Metazoa; Echinodermata; Echinoidea; Camarodonta; Strongylocentrotidae
Product: 28S ribosomal protein S18c, mitochondrial
Exons: 5
Coding region: 27-614 (195 amino acids)
Biological process (GO): mitochondrial translation
Cellular component (GO): mitochondrial small ribosomal subunit; ribosome
Molecular function (GO): small ribosomal subunit rRNA binding; structural constituent of ribosome
Source: RefSeq, a predicted model, not a curated record